Caenorhabditis sp. 36 PRJEB53466 is the source of this 540-nucleotide messenger RNA. Lineage: Eukaryota; Metazoa; Nematoda; Chromadorea; Rhabditida; Rhabditidae. The record is from the annotation of a GenBank genome assembly.
AUGACAGUGAGCACACAAUAUCGGACAAAUGUAUUCGUAAUUUUUCAUUCAGGAAGAAGGAUCUGGAAAAUUGAACUGCGUCGGUAACAAAGAUAACAAAUUUGAAGUAUUUGGAGAUGGAGAGAAGCCUAUUUCCCCUUUUGUAUGUCCUUCCGAGUACAAUCCGGGAGCCACAUGACAUAUGACAUCCGCCACUUAUACGAUCUCAAAUUCGACGAACUCGCCAACGUGCUUCCUAAUUUUCCGAAUAUUCUUCGGCUGAAUUCCUUCAGAAGAACGUCUUUGGACACUUUGGCAUCUCUAGGUUCCCUUCAAAUAAUUUUAUCUACUCACAAUCAGUUAAACUCUCCCUUUUCAGCUUCUUAUGAAGACGCGAAUACUAUUCUGCAGCUAUCCGAAGACAGUCCAGAGCUAGUCCUCGAGGCUUUGAAGAAGAAUGCCCACAUGAUUAUCUUCAAUGUUUUGCCGAUUGAUUCAAAGUGCGACCGUUUUCUGAUGGUAUUUUACGAAUGGGCGAGAUGUGUGAAUCUCGUCGAAUGA